Molecule: messenger RNA, 4220 nt
Organism: Spea bombifrons (plains spadefoot toad)
Lineage: Eukaryota; Metazoa; Chordata; Amphibia; Anura; Pelobatidae
Gene: WASHC4
Product: WASH complex subunit 4
Exons: 32
Coding region: 57-3668 (1203 amino acids)
Biological process (GO): endosomal transport; endosome organization
Cellular component (GO): endosome; WASH complex
Source: RefSeq, a predicted model, not a curated record
GUCACGGGGAAGGGAGGAGGGUUGGGUAUAGUGUUCCCUCACUCGGUUGAACGGUGAUGGCGACGACUACGGAGGCUCUCUCCCCGGAAUGGGAAUUUGAUCGUUUUGAUGACGGCUCCCAGAAAAUCCAUGCUGAGGUCCAGCUGAAAAACUAUGGCAAGUUUCUUGAAGAGUACAGCUCCCAGCUUCGGAGAAUUGAAGAUGCUUUGGAUGAUUCUAUCGGGGAUGUUUGGGAUUUCAGUCUGGAUCCAAUUGCCUUAAAGCUUGUCCCGUACGAACAGUCUACUCUUUUGGAGCUCAUCCGGACAGAGAACAAGGUUUUAAAUAAAGUCAUAACAGUGUACGCAGCCUUGUGUUGUGAAAUUAAGAAGCUUAAGUAUGAGGCGGAAUCCAAGUUUUAUAAUGGCCUUUUAUUUUAUGGAGAAGGUGCUGCCGAUUCCAGUGUUCCGGAGGGUGAUUCCCAGAUACAAAUGGGAAGGUUUGUUUCAUUCUUACAGGAACUCUCGUGUUUCGUUACCCGGUGUUAUGAAGUAGUUACGAAUGUUGUCCAUCAGCUAGCAGCCUUGUACACAAGCAGCAGAACUGAACCCAAAAUUAUAGAAACCACAGGAGUUCAUUUUCUGACAAUGUAUGAGCACCUCGGAGAGCUGCUGACCGUUCUGUUGACUCUGGAUGAGAUCAUUGAAAACCACUCUGUGCUGAAGGAUCACUGGACCAUGUAUAAAAGGUUGUUAAAAUCUGUUCAUCAUAACCCUGUAAAGUUUGGGAUCCAAGAAGAUAAACUAAAACCUUUCGAGAAGCUGAUGAUGAAGUUGGAGAGCCAGUUGCUUGAUGGCACACUGUUUCAGGGCUGUGUUGAGCAGCAGUUUGACUCCUCCAAUGGUGGUCCAUCCGUAUCCAAGAAUGGGGCGUUCGCAGAAGAGUUUGCACACAAUAUCCGAACGAUAUUUUCAAAUGUAGAAGUUAAACUUGGUGAAGCUUCUGAGAUAGACCAGCGGGAGCGAUAUGUGGCACUGUGUGGACUGUUCGUCCUUUACUUCCAGAUCUUUCGCACCGUGGACAAGAAAUUGUACAGAUCUCUCUUGGAUGUCUGUAAAAAGGUGCCGGCGAUCACUUUAAUAGCCAACGUCAUAUGGUACGCUGACAAUUUCCUCAUCCAGAAAGUCCCAGCUGCUGCCAAACUUAUGGACCGGAAGAGUUUACAUUCCAUUAAAGCACAAAGGGAAGGCUACCUACAGACUCGGGCUCAGUCCUUAACCAAAGAUGUCCAGUCAUACUACGUGUUUGUCAGCUCCUGGAUGAUGAAAAUGGAAUCUAUUUUGGCAAAGGAGCCAAAAAUGGACAAAUUUGCUGAGGACUUGACCAACCGAUGUAAUAUAUUUGUACAGGGCUUUCUGUAUGCAUGCGGCCUUAGCAACAUCAUCAAAACAACGAUGAACUUGUAUAUGUCUAUGCAGAAACCUAUGACCAAAACGUCCGUGAAAGCACUAUGUAGACUUGUGGAACUUCUCAAGGCAAUCGAGCACACUUUCCACAGAAGAAGUAUGGCUGUCGCAGACUCUGUGUCCCAUAUCACUCAACACCUACAGCAUCAAGCUCUUAAUGCCAUCGCUGUGGGCAAGAAACGAGUAAUAUCAGACAAGAAGUACAGCGAGCAGCGGUUGGAUGUCCUGUCAGCCCUUGUCUUGGCGGAGAAUACCCUUAAUGGACCAAGCACUAGACAACGGAGACUAAUUGUAGCUCUGGCAUUAAGUGUGGGGACACAAAUGAAAACCUUUAAGGACGAAGAACUUCUCCCUCUGCUUCUUGUUUUGAAGAAACUGGACUUGAUAAGUGAAUUAAGGGAAAGAGUGAGGACGCAGUGUGACUGCUGCUUCCUGUAUUGGCAUCGAGCGGUAUUCCCCAUUUAUCUGGACGAUGUGUACGAAAAUGCUGUGGAUGCAUCUAGAUUACAUUACAUGUUCAGUGCAUUGUGGAGCUGUGUCCCUGCUAUGAAGUACGCCAGGCACCUGGAGUCCUGCGAGCUCUUACUGCAGUGCUACAACAAGGAAAUUAUGGACAUUUUGACAGAGCACCUGUUGGACAAGUUAUGUAAGGAGAUCGAGAAGGACCUCCGCCUCUCAGUCCACACUCACCUGCAGCUUGAUGAAAGGAAUCCAUUCAAAGUGGGCAUGAAGGACUUGGCUCAUUUCUUCUCUCUGAGACCAAUUCGCUUCUUUGAUAGGUUUAUUGACAUCAAAGCCUAUGUGACCCAUUAUCUGGAUAAAACCUUUUACAAUCUGACAACAGUGGCUCUCCAUGAUUGGGCCACCUACAGCGAGAUGCGAAACCUGGCAACUCAGCGCUAUGGCUUAACGAUGACUGAACCUCAUCUACCGAGUCAGACCUUGGAACAGGGUUUAGAUGUUCUGGAAAUUAUGAGGAAUAUCCAUGUAUUUGUGUCCCGUUACCUAUACAAUCUCAAUAACCAGGUAAGUCCCUUUUUUAGAAAAUUGACAGUGCUCCAGAUGUCCUUCUGGAAGGCUCAAUUUGACGCUGCCUUAUUUCUUUCUCUACAGAUAUUCGUCGAAAGGACAAGCAAUAACAAGCACUUGAACACUAUCAACAUCAGACACAUUGCCAAUUCCAUCCGAACACAUGGCACGGGAAUCAUGAGUACCACUGUGAAUUUCACAUACCAGUUUCUAAGGAAGAAGUUUUAUAUUUUUAGCCAAUUCAUGUAUGAUGAGCAUAUCAAAUCCAGGUUGAUCAAGGAUAUUCGCUACUUCAGAGAAGUUAAGGACCAAAAUGAUCAAAAGUAUCCUUUUGAAAGAGCAGAAAAAUUCAACCGUGGAAUUCGCAAGCUGGGCCUCACUCCUGAUGGUCAGAGUUACCUUGAUCAGUUCCGGCAGCUAAUUAGUCAGAUAGGAAAUGCCAUGGGCUAUGUCAGGAUGAUCAGGUCUGGUGGACUACAUUGUUGCAGCAACGCAAUCAGAUUUGUUCCAGAUCUGGAAGACAUAGUGAAUUUUGAAGAGCUGGUCAAAGAAGAGAAUCUGUCUGAAGAAACACAAAAGGCUGCAAGACAGCUGGAUUUCGUUCUCAGUGACCUAACACGAAAUUCUGCAGAAGGCACAGAAUACUUCAAAAUGCUGGUGGAUGUGUUUGCCCCUGAGUUCCGCAGCGCAAAGAACAUCCACCUUCGGAACUUCUACAGCAUUGUCCCACCGUUGACUCUGAACUUUGUUGAACACUCCAUAAGUUGUAAGGAAAAGCUGAAUAAGAAGAAUAAGCUGGGGGCUGCAUUUACUGAUGAUGGGUUCGCAAUGGGUGUUGCAUACAUCUUAAAGCUUUUGGAUCAGUACCAAGAGUUUGACUCUCUGCACUGGUUCCAGUCCGUAAGAGAAAAGUAUUUAAAGGAGAAAAGAGUUGUUUCCAAGCAGCAAAGUGUCCAGUCUAGCAAUCAGGAUGAGAAGCUACUGCAGACGAUGAACUUAACACAGAAAAGGCUGGAAAUCUACCUUCAGGAGUUUGAAUUCCUGUAUUUCUCAUUGAGCAGUGCAAGAAUUUUCUUCAGAGCUGACAAGACAGCUGCAGAAGAAAACCUGGAAAAGAAAGAAAAAGAAACAUCAAAGCUAAGCAGUGGGAGUCUGCCUGGGAAUCCUCCUGCCUCUGAUUCCGGGAUGAAAUGAAGCUGUGUGACAGACCUCUUCGUCAGAGUCCAUAAAUCACCAAGCUCUAGAACAUGCUCUCAUCUCAGAGACUGCUGGGGAACUCUCAGCAAACUGGAACUAGACGAUGCACUUCCCACUGAAAUGAAGCACUGUGAGCCCAGGAAUUCAAGUUAUAAAUGCGGAAGCUGCCAUGCUUACAGUUCAAUGUCAAAUCGGUACAUCUGGCUGCUUCAGAUCACAAAAGGACAGCUGACAUUACAUCUGUACCUAUAUGAGAGAGAAUAUUAACACAUUAUAUGAUGUUAUAACAUAGUGAUCAUGUUAAUGUGUCAAAACUGUGUUUGUGGUUUAGAAGUGGAUUAAAACUGGAACUGAACCGGGGAAGUUAGAGCUGUAUAGAUGCAUAGAUUUUGUAUAUUAACAAAAAGGAACACAUUUAAUAACAGAUUGUGGAUCAUAUGAGCGUGUACAGAUGUAUAAAUGCACAGCUUUUGUACAUCAUACGUAUAUUGUAAAUGUCGUAUCUACAAAUGUAAAAAUGUAUAAAAUAUAUACAUUAAUUCAACCUGU